UGCUGCUCUCGCCACCUGAAACUCCUCGAUCCACUUCAAGAUUUCUAGCGCUUUACGUACAAGAACAAGAGCAAGAUGUCGACCGUGAGCCGCGCUUCCCUUGACCAGAAGCUUGCCCUCGCCAAGCGAUGCUCGCGGGAGGCCACCCUUGCAGGGGCUAAGGCAGCAGCUGUAGCGACCAUCGCCUCCGCCAUUCCCACCCUGGCGAGCGUGAGGAUGCUGCCGUGGGCAAAGGCCAACAUCAACCCCACCGGCCAGGCACUCAUCAUCUCCACAGUUGCUGGGAUGGCCUACUUCAUUGCUGCCGACAAGAAGAUCCUGUCGCUGGCGAGGCGGCACUCGUUCGAGGGUGCCCCAGAGCACCUCAAGAACACCUCCUACCAGGGCGCCGGCCGGCCGCACCCAGCAUUUUUCAGGCCUUGAUCGAGACAUAAGCAUGCACGCGUGUACUUCAGUUUGAUCAGCGUAACCAUGCAUCGUGUUGUUUUCAUGCAAUAAGCACGCCCCUGCAGACCAAGUAGCCGGUUGCUAGCUUAGCUUCUGCAGAGCGGUGUAGUCUGUCUGGCCACCUGAUUAUGUAUGCAUUCUUGCUGUACUACUAUAAGUAACUUCGCACGCAGUAAAUAAUUGCUUGGCACGGACAUACGUAC
Phragmites australis (common reed) is the source of this 650-nucleotide messenger RNA. Its product is annotated as early nodulin-93-like. The coding region runs from base 76 to 423 and encodes 115 amino acids. The record is from RefSeq and is a predicted model, not a curated record. The transcript is spliced from 4 exons. Lineage: Eukaryota; Viridiplantae; Streptophyta; Magnoliopsida; Poales; Poaceae.